AUGCAAUCAACAGUCCCCAGACGUGCGUCAACGCUCAAUUCCGCAGUACCGUUGUCUCUCGUAGGUUAUACGGCGGAACUCUACUCGGACUCGCGCAAGUACGGAUACCAGGGACCAGUGAGAAAUGUCCGCUUGCACCGUGCAACAACCAAUGGUGGAGGGACGAUAGCGAAGAGUGACGAUGGUUUAAGAUGCGUUGUUGCAGGACGAGAAUCCCUGCGCAUCUUGCGUCUGUCUGAUCCAGAAGAUGUCAUGAAUAAUGACUACAAAGCCUCUAUUGGUCGCGGUGGGCAUCGUAUUGAAGCGUCGCGGAACAUAUGGGAUGGAAGUGGCUUGAAGAUUGAUAGUGCAAUUACUGAUGUUGCCUGGUGCCAUGGCAGUAAGCAGCUACAAAUAGUACAAUGUUUUAACAACAAGAUUCUUACAAGCGCGCGGAAUGGGGAUCUCAUUAUGUGGGACCUCAACAAGGCUGGCAAUGCCAAGUACGAAAGGAAGACGAAGUUCCAUAUCCGUUCGAUCCACAAGUUAUCCUGCUCCACUAUAGUUCCGUACUACUGUGUUACAGGUUCUGCUGAUGGUGAUAUGCGUGUCUGGGAUCUUCGGGACAUGUCGAAGUCCAUCAUAAAGAUCCACCAUCCAACCUCCGUUCGCUCUCUUGUCUUCUCACCAUGUCUAUCCCAUCCCCUUCAAGCUGUUGUAGGUCUUGAUAACGGAUCAAUCUAUCGCUGGGAUCUUCAAAUGGGCCAGAGGGGCCAACUUGACAGGUUACCUGUAGCCCAUGCAGGUCCAAUUCUCGCAUUGGACUGGUGUAACACUCCAGGUUCUAGUAAUGUUGGUGAUAAUAUUGGUGCUGAUAGGAGCUGGAUAGUCAGCGGAGGUUUGGACCACACUGUCAAAGUCUGGGACCUCACCACAUCUGGCACAUCCGUUCAUAUUGCGCAUCAGCCUACCUAUACCCUACAUCCGUCAUUCCCUGUACGCCGAGUACUCUGGCGUCCUGAGUUCCCCUCCGAGAUUGCACUUGUGUCCAAUGAGGACUUUGGCGGAGGGAGUGGCAGCGAGCUAUUAGCUAGCCCUCGAUUACAGUUCGCAACUCCAGCUUUUAUUAAUGCCUCCAGUUCUGUCACUAAAGACAAGGAACCCAAAGGUAACGGUGCCGAUGCCGUAGAAAUAUGGGAUGUAAGACGCGGCUGGAUUGCUAAGUGGACUGUUGAAGCGAGCUCGUCGGAAGGGGGAGUGACCGAUGCCAUAUUCCGCGACUCGCAUGCACUUUGGGUCCAGCAUGCAUCUGGAACAUUUGCUCAAGUUGACUUACGUAGGUCUGUACGCCCUAUUGAUGCCAUUCCGCGUGUGGCGCUCGCUUGGAAUGUUGGUGUCGAUGGGGAUACCGACGGAACAUUAGCUUUUGUCUCAGACAGGAGAACCAGAUGGGAAGUACCCUACGAUGAUAUGUCCCCCGACAAACGACACAUACUUCUUGAACGAAAGCUCAAACCCAAAUGCCUUGGCGACAAGCCUCGCAUGCCUGUUCUACAGACUAUGGGUACGUAUGUACGUGGAGGACUUCGUAACACGGAAUCUGGAGGAUUAUUUGAGCAUCUGGCAAGAAAGUACCUUAUUGAGUCUGACGGGAGGAAUAGGGCAGCCGUUUGCAAGGUUAAUACCGAGGCAUCUAUUCAAGGGGGAAGUGUGCACGCAGCACAAGUAUGGCUGCUGCUUGGCUCUCUGCUUACCGACGUCAUUCCAGAGUACAUUAGACCUUCACCUCAUUCGGAGAAGAACCAUCAGAUUGUCGUGCACCUUACGCACUCUAAUUCAGCCCCUGCUGCUAUCCCUACAAUUGGUACAAGAUCUGGAUCACAUGCCUCAGGAUCCGCCUCGAAACCCGCCUCACACCGUGCUGCCUCGUCAGAUUCUGUCUCCAAGAUGAUUCAACAGACACGCCCCACUCCCACUUCCCCGCUCAGCCACCGAGACGGCUCGCCCACAACUAAACCACCCCCUAAUUCACGAAACUUGACGCCUACGUCGUCUACAUCCUCAUCGCCUCGCCACAUUCCCACUUCCCUUCCGCCAGCGCCAGCACUCCCGCCUUCGGCAAUCAUGACGCCUGCUACACCUCGCCGUCCAUCAGUUCUGAUUUCCACCGCGGCACAGGGACAGGGACAUGCGCGGCGGCCGUCUGUGUAUAACCGUGCGUCUGCAGCCCACAGUGAGAGCCCUAGCACACCUAGUAUCAGUGUGAGCGACCGAAGCCUCCGCCAUGUAGGUGAAGGCGCCCUGGAUGACUCGGAUUCGUCAGAUGGCAGUGAGAACUGCGUAGUAGUGAGCGCCGAUGCCCAGGAUAGCCAUAGUGAAAACGAGAGAGAUGUACCACCCGAUAUCCGACGUCCCAUAAUGUUGAAGUCGAGGAGUCUUAGCAUGGGCCGCACAGGCCCGGCGCAUCCCAGCCCACUCUCCAGACUCGCUGGGCAACGUUGGACGGAGGAUGAGGAUGAUGGUGGUAAGGAGCAUGAGGACAACGAGGCUAGUCCGUCACCUGGAUCAACUGAUACUGACGGCGAAGGGCAUAGCGGCCGUGAUUCGGAGUGCAGUACCAGACCACAGAAGGUCAGGGUAAAAGCAGCUUCCGUGACGAAAACACGCCUCAGAAAGAACUCGACCGCCAAGCGACUGAAGAGUCGCACGCGGAGUGCCACCGUCGCUGUUCUUGCUGCAUCACUGCCAUCUCCUGCACAGUCAGCGUCCGAGAGUUCUCACUUGGUGAAGCAGGCGAGCCACAGUAGCAUUCGUACAGUUACUGCUGGAUCUGUCCGCGAACAGGAGCAAAGUACUGGGCUCAUACAUCAUGAUGAGGAUGCCUCGCGAGCGGAUGCGGAGUCGGAUGAUUACCAAGCCUGGCGUGGUAUGACUGAAUCUCGACGUCGUGCUGUGAUGGAAGAAGAAGCUCAGCUUCGCGAGGCAGCAUGGCACGCACUUAGGGAGGCAGUUGAAGAAUUCGCAGAAGCAGGCGAUGUUCAGAUGUGUGCUAUGCUAGCGCUCAUUGCAGCGAAGGAACUGGGGAUCAGCCAGAGGAGAGGUUUGCAAUUCUUAGAGGCAUAUAUCGAACUACUCACUCGUCUCCGACUGCACACCUGUGCCGCGUACUUGCGUAAAUGCGGCGAUUUCGAGGACGUUUCAAAUACCACUAAGCUUGAAACCAUCAUUUAUACUGCCUGUGGACGUUGUCGAAAACCCAUUCUUCUUUCACGCGCUCGAACAGUGACUGGAGCUCACGCAUUCUGUACGACAUGCAAAAGCGCGGUUGUGAAGUGUUCGAUAUGUCAUCUUCCCGUCCGCACACUGCUUUUCCAAUGUUCUGUUUGCACGCAUGGUGGUCACCAGGAGUGCUAUAGGCGAUAUCACAUGGGGCGUCCAAUGGUCGAUAUCCCAACCUCUUUAUCAGCGCGAGGGCGUUCGCUGAUCAGAGAACGCGAUGAUGAUGGGGAGGAGGGAGAGGAAGUUACCUGCUCUGAGAGUCGGGGGGAGAGGACACUGGCGGGCCAUCCGUGUGCAGCCGGAUGCGGGCAUUACUGUUGGGCAACUGUGGGCGGGCAUCUAGGCGCAGAGGAAGCUUCAUGACCAGUCAAAUUGGUUUGACUCCGCAUGGCUGGUUUUGUCGUCGUAAAUUUGGAUAUCUUGGUGGUGAAUAUCGAACGCAGCGGACUGUGUACGCUUUUCUGCGAUUAAUAGUUUGCAUUGAAGGUAGGGAAGAACAGGCGAGGUUGAUGUUCUUCUCGCGUGAGGCUUCAGUUCCUUGAGCAUCCAUCCAAACGUUUCGUCACGACCAAACGCAAUUCCCCCAGCGUCACUAAGUCGAGAAUUUACAAUUUCGGAUUUGCAGUGUGCGCUCGUGUUAUGAUAUACGAUACGAGUACAAAUAAAUACAAGUGAUGUCGAGGUAACUGUACAAA
Molecule: messenger RNA, 3953 nt
Organism: Suillus subaureus
Lineage: Eukaryota; Fungi; Basidiomycota; Agaricomycetes; Boletales; Suillaceae
Exons: 14
Coding region: 1-3621 (1206 amino acids)
Biological process (GO): positive regulation of TOR signaling
Molecular function (GO): protein binding
Source: RefSeq, a predicted model, not a curated record